AUGGCCACUAAGCCAACCUACACCGAAUCUCAAUUGGAAACAUACCUCCAGCGCAUUGCAUACUCCAGAUCCACAGGAACAGAGACAAAUCUCCUCCAGGAUGUGCGCCAGAGUAUAGAAAAGGAUGCCUAUGCCACGCUGUGUGAGCUACAGCGGCGUCAUCUGACUGCGAUUCCCUGGGGUAAUUCGGAAUUGCAUUAUUCGCGCCAUCAUACUAUUUCGCUCGACCCAGAGAGUCUGUUCGAGAAGAUGGUGGAGAGACGACUGGAUGGGUAUUGCAUGGAGAGCACGGGGAUGUUUCUAAUUAUCUUGCGGUCUUUGGGGUAUUUGGUGUAUCCUACUGGUGGUCGAGUUGCUCAGGCUGCCGAGACGGGUGUUGAUAAUGGGUUGUUCUUUUCAGUGACUCAUAUGGUUCUGAUUGUGAAUAUUGACGGGAAGAGGUAUAUGGUUGAUGUGGGCUUCGGGAAUAACGGUGCUACUGCCCCGCUGCCACUGGAAGAAGGAACUACUGCUACGCAUAUUACGCCGUCUGAGAUGCGUCUGGUCAAGGAAAACAUCAUUGAAUUCACUGAUCCAACUCAGAAGGUCUGGAUCUAUCAGACAAGAUACAACCCGGAGAGCUCUUGGCUAUCCCAGAUCUGCUUUUCGGAACAGGAGUUCUUGCCUCAAGAUUUUGGAGUCAUGAACUUCUCCGUCAGCAAGAACCGAGCCAGUUGGUUCACCCAGAGAUUUGUCUGUGUGCGGUUCCUCAUGGACGAAAGUGGGAAGGAGAUCGUAGGACAGUGCAUCAUGGCGGGCAAAGAAGUCAAACAGAGAAUGCGUGGGCAAACAGAGGUCUUGCAGGUGAUGCAAAACGAAGAAGAUCGGAUCAAGGCCUUGGCCAAGUACUUUGAUAUGCACCUUCGCGCAAGUGAGAUUCAAGGUAUUCGGAACUUGCCCUCGCAACUCAAAUAG
Penicillium nucicola is the source of this 954-nucleotide messenger RNA. Its product is annotated as arylamine N-acetyltransferase family protein. The transcript is spliced from 3 exons. Lineage: Eukaryota; Fungi; Ascomycota; Eurotiomycetes; Eurotiales; Aspergillaceae. The record is from RefSeq and is a predicted model, not a curated record. Bases 1 to 954 code for a protein of 317 amino acids. Gene Ontology annotation, molecular function: acetyltransferase activity.